AUGUCUCUGAAAACAGGCGACCUUAACAGCGACACAUCCACAAAUGGUGUAACCGGAUCGCACAAACCGGACGAUAUCCCCGCGACUUCAAUAUUCGCCAACUUUGUAGCCAAUGCCGACACCAACGCGCUAUCGAGGGAGAUACGAGGCAGACUGAAGGAGUACAUCGUCGACUUUAUCGGAGUCACACUAGCUGCAAGCUAUUCCUCAGACUCGACAUUUUCAAUUUGCAAUGCCGUCAAGUCUCUGGGAGGACAAACGGGAUCAUAUACCGUGUUGGGAAAGGGAAAGUCAUUUACCCCUCAGUACGCCGGCCUGCUCAACGCUGCUUUAGGCCACUCGCUGGAUUUCGACGAUACCUAUGCAAAAGGCACGCUGCAUGCCGGAGUCACCGCGAUAGCCGCCGGUCUGACCCAGGCGGAGAUUCUCGGUGAUCAGGCAGAUGUGGACAGAUUUCUCCUAGCUGUCGCCAUCGGAUACGAGAUUACAUGUCGGUUGGGCAAGGAACUCGGCAAUGAAGCAUAUUCUCGAGGAUUCCACAAUACUUCGACCGCGGGCAUCUUUGGUGCCAUUGCGACCAUUUGUGUCCUCAAGCAACUCCGCGCGGAAACUGUCGAAAAUGCGUUUGGACUCGGUGGAUCGAAGGCCGCGGGUUCAAUGCAGUAUCUGGAGAAUGGGAGUUGGAACAAGCGACUUCACCCGGGGUUCGCCGUGCAUGACGCAUUCAUGUGCGUGGCGCUGGCUGAGGCAGGAGUCACUGGAGCAGCAAAGAUUUUCGAAGGCACCUUUGGCUUCCUGCACGCAUACAGUCCCAAGGAAAAUAAAGAUCUGAGGUAUCUCACCGAGGAUUUGGGAGUGAGAUGGGAAUUUUUGGAAACAUCCUUGAAGCCGUUUCCCGCUUGUCGCAUGACGCACGGAUUCAUCGAAAACGCAGUCAAAUUGGGCCGCGAUAAAGGACUGAAAGCCCGGGAUGUGAAGAGGAUUACUCUGUCUUUGAGUCCGGCCAACGUCAGCGUCGUGGGCGCUCCGACUCCCAACAAGAUUCAUCCCGAGAAUAUGGUCGAUGCGCAGUUUUCCGCUUACUUCACGACGGCAAAUAGCUUUCUGUACGGGUCGGAUAACGGCGUCCAAUGCUACGAGAAGGAUCGAUUAAUGGACGGGGAGGUUCGAAUGCUCUCUGACAAAAUCAAUUGCGUCGGCGACAGCUCGAUUAAACAAUUUGGGUCGAGAAUGAAGGUUGAAUAUGAGAAUGGACAAGUCGCUGAGGUCGAUAUCCCGUAUCCGCUGGGCGAGGCACAGCACCCUUUCACGAGAGAGCAAGUCGAUGCAAAGUUCUUCAGUUUGGUCGGUCCGAUACUCGGAGAGAAACGAGCAGUCAGUAUCCGAGAUGCAGUAAAUGAUAUCGAGAAGCAUCCCAUUCCGGAGCUUCUCGGCAUACUGUACUGA
Molecule: messenger RNA, 1446 nt
Organism: Rhinocladiella mackenziei CBS 650.93
Lineage: Eukaryota; Fungi; Ascomycota; Eurotiomycetes; Chaetothyriales; Herpotrichiellaceae
Exons: 1
Coding region: 1-1446 (481 amino acids)
Molecular function (GO): lyase activity
Source: RefSeq, a predicted model, not a curated record